This is a messenger RNA of Adineta steineri, 1164 nucleotides long. The record is from the annotation of a GenBank genome assembly. Lineage: Eukaryota; Metazoa; Rotifera; Eurotatoria; Adinetida; Adinetidae.
AUGAUAGAAGUACAAUCAAAUGAAAAUUUAAAUCCAAACUAUUUCAGCAAGCUCGAUGUUCUUGCUGAACUAGCAUCGAGUCAAAAACCGAUUGUUAAUGAUUCAUCAAUAAAACAAGAAUUUGAAACAUCAAAUGAUGAAACAAAUCUUUCUUUAUCAAUAUCAUCAUCAUCAUCAUCAUCAUUAUUAUUGAAUUCAAGUAUUAAAAGUGAAGGAGCAAUAUCAACAAAUGAAAAUACUAAUACAUCAUUAUCACCAACGUUUGUUCUUAAAACAACACAAAAAGGUAAACCAUGUAUUUUACUUGAUGGUCAUAGAUAUAAACAUCGACGUGAUAAUCUCGAUGGUUCAAUGUCUUGGACAUGUACACAUGAAUUAUGUAGUGCAAGUGUACGAACAUUUGGUGAACGAGUAGUACGCCGUAAUGAUGAUCAUUUACAUGGACGUACAUUACGUGUUGAUCCGCAACAAGAAUUUUUAUCACGUUUAAAAAAACGUGCAGCUGAAGAUACAGUUACAAUUCCAAGAAUCUAUGAUGAAGAAUUAGCUCGAUCUGUUGAUGAACAUUCACCUGAAAUACGUUCACAUUUACCAUCAUUUUCAUCGGUUAAAUCAACAUUAUAUCGUCAUCGACAACGUGGUCAACGUAAUCAAGCAUCAAAAUUAAUUAAAACUGAAUUGAAUAUUGAUUGUAAAUCUUCAUCAAUAAAUUCAACAACAAAUACUAGUGGAUGGAAUACAUUACCACCAAAGAAACGUCCAUUAACAAUCAAUGUUGAUUGUUUACCAACACCAAGUCCAUCAUCUUGUUGUUCUUCAUCAUCAUAUUCUUAUUUAUCAUCAGAAAGUCAACAUGGUGAAAAACGAAGAAAAUAUUCAUCGUCAUCUUCAACAACAUUCACUGAAGAUAACACGAAUAACACGAAUAAUAACAAUAAUAAUAAUAAUAAUAACAAUACUAGUGCUCAGAUGGCUGUUGCCGCAGCACUUGAAUCUCAACAAUUGAUUGCUAAAUUUCUUUCCAAUCCAUAUAAUCUUCUGUUGGCACAAAAUUAUUUUGCUAAAUAUUCAACAACAUUUGCUGAUAAUCCACAUUUUAUGCUUAUGCAUGCAUAUGCGUUAGUAUUAUCUAGUCUUCAACAACAACAACAACAACUUAUGUGA